This is a messenger RNA of Mus musculus (house mouse), 2268 nucleotides long. It is a transcript of the gene Maff, whose product is annotated as v-maf musculoaponeurotic fibrosarcoma oncogene family, protein F (avian). Lineage: Eukaryota; Metazoa; Chordata; Mammalia; Rodentia; Muridae. Gene Ontology annotation, biological process: regulation of DNA-templated transcription; positive regulation of transcription by RNA polymerase II. Gene Ontology annotation, molecular function: sequence-specific DNA binding; DNA-binding transcription factor activity; sequence-specific double-stranded DNA binding. The record is from RefSeq and is a predicted model, not a curated record. Bases 242 to 1045 code for a protein of 267 amino acids. Gene Ontology annotation, cellular component: RNA polymerase II transcription regulator complex; nucleoplasm; nucleus. The transcript has 4 exons.
GAAUCCUGUGCGUGAGUAAUUCCGGGAAGCUCGCCUUACAACUGCGCGCGGCUCCAGCCCCCUUCGCCGCCUGCCCCAUAACAAAACUCGGAGCGGCGCUGCGCGGAGCCGGGUUCCUAGUGAACUGCGGUCCCGAUCGGAGAGGAGUGGGGCUCGAGAGCGGCCAAGGACCGCCACCGCGACAGCCGCGACAAGCACGCACUGAGCGCCGGGCCUGGCGGAGAGCGCCAGAGAGGAGCCCAUGCCAGUGGGUGGGCCGUCUGCAGGAUGUCUCGGGUGUACAGCAAGGGGCCAGAGACAGAGACAGGAAGGCCAUGGCCCUCGGCGGCGGGGCAGCCGUCAUCUCCCUGAGAAUGAGCUCACAACUGGGUCUCCAAAGAACACUAGGAACCUCAGACCUGGAGUUGGCCCUGCUGGCUUCCCCAGGAAGAAGAGGAGCCUUGAGGGCGGGGCCCCCCGGGUCAGGCAGACUGGUGGCAGCGGGCUGUCCUUGCCUUGUGUCCUGGAAAACUGGGGCCUGCUGCUGGAAGCCAAAAGCCAAAGGUCUCCAGCCCAGAGGUCAUCUUCUGCGAAAAUGGCUGUGGAUCCCUUAUCUAGCAAAGCCCUGAAGGUCAAGCGCGAGUUGAGCGAGAACACGCCGCACCUGUCGGAUGAAGCGCUGAUGGGGCUGUCGGUGCGCGAGCUGAACCGCAACCUGCGCGGGCUGUCGGCGGAGGAGGUGACGCGGCUGAAGCAGCGGCGCCGCACACUCAAGAACCGCGGCUACGCGGCCAGCUGCCGCGUGAAGCGCGUGUGCCAGAAGGAGGAGCUGCAGAAGCAGAAGUCCGAGCUGGAGCGCGAGGUGGACAAGCUGGCGCGCGAGAACGCCGCCAUGCGCCUGGAGCUCGACGCGCUGCGCGGCAAGUGUGAAGCGCUGCAGGGCUUCGCGCGCUCCGUGGCCGCCGCCCGCGGGCCCGCCGCACUGGUGGCGCCCGCCAGCGUCAUCACCAUCGUCAAGUCGGCGCCGGGCCCAGCCCCUGCUGCUGACCCCGCCCCCUGCUCCUAGUACCCGCCCCCACCCCACCACACCCCUCGGAGGCCACUCCCUUCUUCAAGUGCCUGAGUUCCUUCUGCUUCCCAUUCCUUUCCUCUGCCACUCGUUGUAGUGACUUCACAUUCCUUUCCUGGGCUCUGACUCUUGCAGGCCCCCAAACUGGGACCUGAUGGCCCUGGGGAGGGGCAACUUUGCUAAGUUGGGGGUGGGGGGAGGCGUUAGGGUUCUAAGUUUCCCUGGGCUGAAAGUCCGGCUCAAAUUGAAAAUGAGGUCGUGUGGCCAGAAGGAGAGCUGGUGGAAGAGGCUUUGGAUUGUGCCAGCAUGCCCUUCCGACCCUCCCAGGACCCAGGACUAGGUGUGGCCUUGUGAGACUGUCCUGCUGGGAAGCAGACCUCCCAACUGUGCUUGAGACUUGGGAAUGCCAGGCUUUCCCAAGCUAAGAGUCUUUGGAACGGAUCAAUGGAGCUCAGUUGACACAUGGGGAAGCUGUCAGGCAAAACGACCUAAGGCCACUGAGCACGGAAUUGUUGAGCUGCAAACCCAAGUGGGGCCUUCUUACAGCUGCCUUAAUGAACAUUCCAAGCGUGGCUUUCACAGGGGGAACAGUACCCCGGGACUGAAUAACAUGGUAGGAGAGCCUCCCGGGCCUGGGAGACAGCUGUGUGGUGGGGAAAGAAGCUGAAGGAGAGAGAAGGUGACACAAAGGGUUGAGGUGAGGAGCUGGCCAGCCAGAGAAAGAUGGAUGGAGACGACCACUGGUAGAGAGAGGCAAACACUACAGUCCUGAUGCAGGAGAAUGGGGUGGGUGUGGGGUGACCUGGAGUUACGGCUUCCACUUUGGUCCAGAGUAUCUGUGGUGGUCUGAGGGUGCUGAUCACUGUCCCCCUGGGAAGUCCAGCCCUAGCACCUUCCCAACACUGUAUACAGCUGACUCUUCCACACUCUUAUUUAUUGCACGAAUCUAAGUUAUUCUCACCAGCCAGAGUCCAGCUCCUCUUCCCUGGGAAAUACGUGGGCCCUGAGCUGGACUUAUAUUUUAUAUCUACAAAUAAAUCACAUUUAAUCUUAUAUUUAGGGAGAGCUGGGUGGCAACAAUAGGUUUUUUUUUUAAAAAAAAAAAAAAAUUUGCGCAGCUCCCAGAGUUUAUUUAUUUUCUGACUUCAAGUGAGCCAGUUAUCUGCCUUGAGUAUUUUGUAGACUUUCUGAAUAAAGUCAAGUUCUCUUUUUCCACAAGA